Messenger RNA from Cetraspora pellucida, 372 nucleotides. Lineage: Eukaryota; Fungi; Glomeromycota; Glomeromycetes; Diversisporales; Gigasporaceae. The record is from the annotation of a GenBank genome assembly.
AUGAACAGAUUUUCGACUCGAACGAAUUUAUACCGUUUACGUUCUGCCGGAUUUUCCAUUUUUCAUCAACAAGUUUAUAGAAAAUUACCAGUACUUGCAACUUCAUUAUCCAAAAUCAAGAUCAUUUCUUCUCAAAGUCUUUAUUCUACAACAGCCGGUCUUUCUCGUAGCAAUAUCGAGGCUAGGAUCAUGGAAAUUCUUAAAUCUUUUGAUAAAGUAGAUUCAACAAAGGUAACCCCCGAAGCACGCUUCGCCGAUGAUCUCGGAUUGGAUAGCCUGGACACUGUUGAAGUUGUCAUGAAUAUUGAAGAAGAUUUCUCAAUCGAAAUCCCUGAUAAAGAGGCAGAUGAGAUCCGAUCAAUCAAAGAUGCU